Messenger RNA from Limanda limanda (common dab), 4283 nucleotides. RefSeq names its product neutral cholesterol ester hydrolase 1-like. Gene Ontology annotation, molecular function: carboxylic ester hydrolase activity. Bases 101 to 1321 code for a protein of 406 amino acids. Gene Ontology annotation, cellular component: membrane. The transcript is spliced from 5 exons. The record is from RefSeq and is a predicted model, not a curated record. NCBI's taxonomy places the organism in Eukaryota, Metazoa, Chordata, Actinopteri, Pleuronectiformes, Pleuronectidae.
UCAGACCGGGACAGACCGGGACAACCCGGGACCUGAGACAGGGACAGACCGGGACCUGAGGCAGGUACAGACCCCCAGCAGGGACACACCGACCCCCACCAUGAGGCUCCUCCUGGCCGCUGCCCUGCUCCUCUCCGCGGCCUCGUACCUCGUCUACCUGCCGCUGCCGAGCGGAGUGUGUGAGCCCUGGAAGCUGAUGCUGCUGGACGCGCUGUUCCGGAGCUGCAUGCAGGCGAGCGAUGUGGCUCACUCUCUGGGUCUGUGCCACCGCGUCCACCUGCUGAACCGGGUGGUGUCCUGGCUGGAGGACACAGAGGCCCGCUCCUGCGCCGCCGUGCACGUGAGCGACUCGGCGCUGGGCGGCGUCCCCGCCCGGGUCUUCCAGGCGAGGGGCGGGGCCAAGCUGAAGAGAGGAAUCAUAUAUUUCCACGGAGGGGGGUGGGCCCUCGGCAGCGGACGGAUGAGAUCCUACGACCGUCUUUGCCGGAAAAUGGCGGCGGACCUGGACGCUGUCGUCAUGUCUGUGGAUUACCGUCUCGCCCCGGAGGCGGUGUUCCCGGCUCAGUACCACGAUGCGUUGGCGGCGGCGCGGGACUUCCUGUCUGCCGAGGUUUUAAGGCGCCACAGCAUCGACCCGGAGAGAGUGUGUGUGUCUGGAGACAGCGCGGGGGGGAACCUGGCCGCCGCUGUGGCUCAGGAGCUCGGCUCCGACGACAGCGUGACCACGAGGUUCAAGGCGCAGGCGCUGAUCUACCCGGUGCUGCAGGCGCUGGACUUCCACACCUCGUCCUACCAGCAGAACCAGGCCGUGCCCAUCCUCUACCGGCCCAUCAUGGCUCGCUUCUGGCUGCAGUACCUCGGCGCCGACGCUUCCCUGGCGCCGAUCCUGCUCGCCAACAACCACAGCUCGCUGGACCAGCCGGCCAUCGGCGCCGACACCCGCUCCAAAGUGGACUGGACCUCUCUGCUGCCGGGGGAGCGCAGGAAGCACUACAGGCCGGUCGUCAGGGAAACGGGAUCCCCGGGGCUGCUGGGUGAGUUGCCGGCGCUGAUGGACGUGAGGGCGGCGCCGCUGCUGGCGGAGCAGAGGGUUCUGGGUCGGGCGCCCAAAGCGUACGUGAUGACGUGUGAGUUUGACGUGCUGAGGGACGACGGGCUCAUGUACGUGAGGCGGCUGCAGGACGCCGGCGUCCCGGUGACCAGCGACCACUACGAGGACGGGUUCCACGGCUGCAUGGUGUUCGCCUACCUGCCCAUGAUGUCCGGCGUGGGACAGAGGAGCAUGAACAACUACAUCCGCUGGCUGGACCAGAACCUGUAGACCAAUCAGAAUGCGUGCCUGGAUUAGAACCUUUAGACCAAUCAGGACGCGUGCCUGGACCAGAACCUUUAGACCAAUCAGGUCGCAUGCCUGGACCAGAACCUGUAGACCAAUCAGGACCAGGCCUUGACCAGAACCUUUAGACCAAUCAGGACGUGUGCCUGGACCAGAACCUUUAGACCAAUCAGGACCAGGCCUGGACCAGAACCUUUAGACCAAUCAGGACCAGGCCUGGCCAGAACCUUUAGACCAAUCAGGACCAUGCCUGGACCAGAACCUUUAGACCAAUCAGGACUCGUCCCUGGAUUAGAACCUUUAGACCAAUCAGGACCAGGCCUGGACCAGAACCUUUAGACCAAUCAGGACGCAUGAAACCAAAGGACCCUGAAACAGGAGCUCUGGUCUCUGAUCCGCGGAGGAGACGCGUCUUUAUUUAAACCGUGAGGACGUGAAGACUGUUUCCUGUACGAUGUGAAGUUUAACAACAUGGAAACUCGGUCAACAACUCAGAAUCCAAAGCUCACGAUCUAAACGCUGCAACGUGACUAUGAUCGUUUCCGAACUUGCGAUAUGAUUUAUAAUUUUAUCCACUUGCAGUCGAAUCGUCCUUGAAAACGUCGGAUUUUGCACGUUUAAAAAAUAGCUUCGACUGUCACGUUCCCGUGGUGAUAAAGAUGAGAUUGAGGCAGAUUUAGUUCAUCUUCAAAAACUUUAUAUCAUUGCUAAUUCACUUUAAAUUCUGAAAUUCAUGUGCUUAACUGCAUUUUGUGGACGUGCCGACGCGGAUAAAAAGCUGAAAAUCACUGGACCUGAAGAUCAGAAGUUUAAUAAACCACAAAUUAAAAUGCACUGAUUCAUAAAACCAAAAAAAUCUGAUGUCACCAAAGACUAUGCUUUUAGAAAAUGUUGAUUUAUUUAAAGAAGAAAAUCCUGUAUGAUUUAAGUCCAAUAGGUCUUCUUAUGAUGUUAGUAAUAAUAAUACCAAUAAUACUAAUGAUGAUGAUAAUAAUAAGAACAUGUGAAAAAAUACAAACUAACUACUGAUUGUAAACUAUGACACUACUUCCUGUGGCAUUCCAAAAUAUGAGCUAAGAGAAAAUAAUUUAAAAUUAUCUUGAUUUCACUUUUUUAUUUCCACUAUUUAAACAGUUUUAUCAGAAACACAAAGACUGUUGUGUAGAAAUUUGUAUUUAAAAAUUCAAUGAUGCAAAACUCGGAGUUUACCACUAUAUUAUUUAACUAUGUACUGUUUGAUAUUUAAUAUCAGGGACAAUCAGCAGCUUAUCUACUUUCACUGAGGCGUCUUUAUUUGCUGUAAACUGAGACAACGUUUGGGGAAGAACUACAUUUAAAUCCAAAUUUCUCAUAAACAAAAGUUUCCUUCAGUAAAAACGGUAAAAAAAUAUAAAUUUAAGAUUAACAAACUACCUAAUAAGCUUUUGCUCGGCUUGGUGUAACGAUCAUAGAGGAAUGAAAGAUGGUUUUAUUCUUUUAUGAUUCACUGAGACACUGAAUCAAUCCUGUGUGUGUGUGUGUCUGUGUGUCUGUCUAUGUGUGUGUGUGUGGUAAAAGUGUGCGUUCACAGCUGUGUAUACUCACUGGAUUGUGCAAUAAUUAUAUAUUUGGAAGCGUCUCUCGCUCUAUGACGAUCUGAUGACCACUGAGUGUCGGGCCAACGCCACGGCGACCUCCAUGAUGCUCAUGAUGAAAGCUGUGAAACAAAUGAGAGAUUCACUGUCUCUCCCUGGGAGACAAGUCGUCCCCUUCGGACUAUCGUGUUCCCCCGUCCCUCCUCGCCCCCCCCACACCUCUGAGACCGGCUCUAAUCAAAGUAACGAAGUGACGACAGCGAGCGUCGGACAGGGUUUUGGCCCCGGGCCCCGAACGCCCCGGAGCAGAGAGCAUGACAUCACCACACAUGUUGACGUGGUAUCAGUGAUCAUCACGAGGCGCCAAUUUCCGUUCCGUUCUGACAGUGAAAAGAUGCCUUACAGUUUAUUCCCAGCAUGCAAUGCAAACGACCUUACGCACACAUUUCUAGAAAGCAGUGACUUUGUUUAACACGCGUGUGCAUUGAACUCAGUCCCUUUUAAAAUCUGUUCAUGGAUUUCGACUGCGAAGAAAAGCUUUCAGAAGUUUCUCGGUGCAGUAAUUUUAAUGGCAUGUGUGAAAUUGUGCAUAAAAUGGUUUUAUAUUGGAUAAAUAAGAUUUUAUUAUCCGUCUGGGUUUUGCCACAGGUUGUCUCGGCCAAGUUAAAACACAGAAACGGCCCCAGAUGUGCUCCGGCCGCACAAAUACAUCCCAUAAAGAAGCCGAUUUAUUCGUGGCGUUCGUCUGGUGGUGAUGAGUCGGGAUACGUCUCGUUUUCUUUAUGUUUUAUUCUUUUCCACAAUGUUAUGCACGUUCAUCACCAUGUGUUUUGUCUGAGCAAUGUGCUGGAACUCCGGAAUCAAACCAUAUCUAUAUCCUUCAAAUUGAUUUUAGACUUGAAGAAAAGACGAGACAGGUAAUUUAGUCACAAUAAGAAAAUAUAAAUAUGGAAAUCUAUUUUUUUUCUUAUCUACAUUCCUUGAAAAUCUUGUGUAUUAAGUACAUGUUAAUUGUGUGACACUGAAUUUUAGUGAGAAAUGAGGGGAAAUAUCAUAUUGAUUCAUGUUUUAUUUUCCGGUUACACUUUAUUUAAAACAUUUCUUUAAAUGUAUUUGUACGAAUCUAAGAUGGCAUUUUUUCAAGUGUUUAUAAAUGUUGAGUAUUUGUCAGCAAAUAUUACUUCUAUGACAAUAUAUAUACUUUAUAUUAUUAUCUUUUAAAACGUCAUCUGUCUAUAGAGCAACUUUCAUAUAUGUGAACUCGCUGCUUAUAAAUACAUUACACUGAAAAAAAUGUAAAAAAAAUUACUUAAAUUGGUGACAUGCAAGUUAGUGAUUAAAGUUAUAUUAAAACAUUUAAUAACUCAUUUUAA